This is a messenger RNA of Medicago truncatula (barrel medic), 1032 nucleotides long. Its product is annotated as ER membrane protein complex subunit 4. The record is from RefSeq and is a predicted model, not a curated record. The transcript has 5 exons. Bases 93 to 629 code for a protein of 178 amino acids. NCBI's taxonomy places the organism in Eukaryota, Viridiplantae, Streptophyta, Magnoliopsida, Fabales, Fabaceae.
AUAUUUCUCUUUCGUAGUUUGUUUCAUCACUGCGAAGUAUUAAAUUUCGCGAUCUGAAUAAACCCUUCUUCCUUCUUCAGCGAUUCAAUUCAAUGGAUAAAGGAAAGGGUGUGAUGGGUUCUUCAGGACGAAGAUGGGCCGUUGAUUUCUCCGAUAACUCAACUUCUCGCGAUUUCAUCGAUCCUCCCGGUUUCUCACGCGCUUCCCUCAAUCAAGACGAUUCUACCCUUAGUCGCCAAAAGAAAGAUGCUGAAUCCAAUUGGAAAUCUCAGAAAGCUUGGGAAGUUGCACAAGCACCAUUUAAGAACUUGUUAAUGAUGGGGUUUAUGAUGUGGAUGGCUGGUAACACUGUUCACUUGUUUAGUAUUGGUAUUACCUUCUCAGCUCUUUGGCAACCCAUAAGUGCCUUACAGAGUGUUGGAAAAAUGUUUGAACCUUACAAAGAUGCUAAAGUGGAGCUUCUUGGGCCUAAGUUGGUAUUCAUUGCCCUUAAUUUGGGAGGCAUGUUACUAGGUGUUUGGAAGCUCAAUUCAUUGGGACUGCUUCCUACCCACACAUCAGACUGGGUGUCAUCCUUAGCACCUGCUCAGGAGGUGGAGUACUCAGGUGGGGGUCUAAAUUUCCGUUGAUGCUCCAGUUCUUACGUUUUUUUGUCUUCUCUUGGAGUAAUUUAAGGAGUUGGUACUGUUAGCAUGUUGUAAUGGUCACACAGGAUCUCAUUCGGCCUGAUUUGUUUCUUAUUUAUGAUUAAUGUUACCAAUACUUGCAGUCACCAAAGAUUAGACAUGGUUUGUAGUAGACUGGGUGAUCUGAAUAGUUAAUAACAACAUUUCUCUUUUUAUGUAGGAUUUGAAUAUUUGCACAUUUAUAAAUCUAUAUCUUUCUUUUACUGCAAACCUGAUGUAAAAGGAAAUAGCCUACUAGAAAUGUUAGGGGAGGAGAAUUUUUUUAGCAGUGGGGAUCGAACCCGAAUUCUUCCUAAUGUUCUUUCAGACUCCUUUCUUUUAAAUGUCUAUGUUGAUUCACCUGUAA